UUCGGACCUCGAAUCUACCUAAAAUCGAAACGCAAAAUUCUCUCAGCUCUCUCAGACGCGUUGUUUCCUUUGUUGUCUCUGUGACCAAACCCGACAAAAAAAAAAAAAAAAAAGCAUCUUUGCUGGUUUUGUCAUUCCUUCUCAGACACAAAAAGCACCCGGUUGGUUUUUGGAGCAAACCCACAUUCCAUCCUGUCCACUAGAAAAACCCAUAGCUCGUUUUCAAUCAGCAACAGAAACAACGUUGUCGUUUUGAUAGUUUGGCAAUGAAACGAGGGUACCCGGAAUCUCCGUCGGCCUCCGUGGGGCCACCUCAGUCCAGAACUAAGUAUAACCCUAACGGCGAUGGACACUUUUUAGAGGAUGAAAGCACCAAGAUUUUUGCUCGGAAAGUGGCUGACCAUUACAGUGCGAGGACAAAUCAGACUCUGGAAGAGAGAGAAAAUAGUCCAAUCAUCCAUUUAAAGAAACUCAACAAUUGGAUUAAAAGUGUACUUAUUCAGCUCUAUGCUCGCCAGGGAGGUGCAGUUCUUGAUCUUGCCUGUGGAAAGGGUGGUGAUCUCAUAAAAUGGGACAAGGCGAAAAUUGGAUAUUAUGUUGGUGUUGAUAUAGCGGAAGGCUCGAUAGAAGACUGUCGUACACGUUAUAAUGGUGAUGCUGACCAUCAUCAGCGUCGUAACAAAUUCACAUUUCCUGCUCGCCUCAUAUGUGGAGAUUGUUAUGAGAUUCACUUGGACAAAGUACUUGCAGAUGAUGCACCUUUUGAUAUCUGCAGUUGCCAGUUUGCGUUGCAUUACUCCUGGUCUACUGAGGCACGUGCGCGACGAGCCUUGGCAAAUAUAUCAUCUUUACUUCGUCCAGGAGGCACCUUGAUUGGAACAAUGCCAGACGCGAAUGUGAUUAUUAAAAAACUUAGAGAAGCAGAGGGAUUGGAUUUUGGUAAUAGUGUCUAUUGGAUACAUUUUGAUGAAGAAUUUUCUGAGAAGGAAUUCAAAUCUUCCAAACCUUUUGGUAUCAAGUACAAGUUCCACCUUGAGGAUGCUGUUGAUUGCCCGGAAUGGAUUGUCCCCUUUCAUGUCUUCAAAUCAUUGGCAGAAGAGUAUGAUUUGGAGCUAGUGUUUGCAAAGAACUCACAUGAAUUUGUGCACGAAUAUAUAAAAAAGUCAGAAUAUGUGGACCUCAUGCGGAGGCUUGGUGCCUUGGGUGAUGGUAAUCAAGAUCAGAGUACGCUCUCACAAGAUGAAUGGGAAGUAGCUUAUUUAUAUUUGGCCUUUGUCUUAAAGAAGCGAGGACAACCGGAUCGGACACCGGUAAAUACCAAAAGAGACAGGGGGCAGAUGCAUAUAUCAAAGGAGGACAUCAUGUACAUUAGUAGCAAUUGAUUGACAGGCAAGGCAACCAAUUCUCAUCGGAUUAUUCUUUAACAGGAUAACAUCCAGUGAAUAAAUGCUCAAACUCCUGAAUUACUUGAUAGUUGAUACACGGUUUGGUGGUGGGUUCAUGUAUUUGGGAUUACUCCCUGGGUAGAUCCAAAGGGUUUUGCCUUGGCAAGGUUACAAGUCAUUGAAAAAGAAAAAUCUACCUUACUGCUCUGGAGAAGAUAACAUCAAGAGCACUUUCUCAAGAUGAGGAAUAUCUAUAGUAGACAAGACAAUUGGUGAAUUGUAACGAUAUUAUUUCAUGCAAUUGUCUCCUCGUAAGGUCUAAUUAUGCAGUUAUAUUUGUUGAAAACGUUCUUGUUUUGUACGUAUAAUUACAGGUACAAAACAAGAACUCCAAAAUAGUUGACGAGAAGUGAUGGUGCAAUAUAUCCCAUCUGUAACUGAGCUGUAGAUUUAUAAGAAGAAAAAUGCCAGGCUAAUUCUAAGAUA
Juglans microcarpa x Juglans regia is the source of this 1871-nucleotide messenger RNA. Its product is annotated as mRNA cap guanine-N7 methyltransferase 1-like. Gene Ontology annotation, molecular function: mRNA 5'-cap (guanine-N7-)-methyltransferase activity. Gene Ontology annotation, biological process: 7-methylguanosine mRNA capping. The transcript has 13 exons. Gene Ontology annotation, cellular component: nucleus. The coding region runs from base 267 to 1382 and encodes 371 amino acids. Lineage: Eukaryota; Viridiplantae; Streptophyta; Magnoliopsida; Fagales; Juglandaceae. The record is from RefSeq and is a predicted model, not a curated record.